CAUAGAAUUAAUGUUCUCGAAAUUUACAUUACGAAAUUGCAGCGAAAUCUGACGAAAUCUCUUGCAUUUUAGGUUUUACACAUACACGCACAAUCACAACAAGUCUGAUACAGGUAUAACCUGAAGGGAAAAGAUUUGAUUAUUGAAAGGUGUUGAACUGUGUAACGUUUUGGUGCUAAAACGCUCCUGGGUAAUUGAAUUCUGCAUAGCAUAUUCAUCAGGGAGACUUCUGAGAUAGCUUCAAGAUGUUUGCUGCAAGGGUAGCCAGACUGCCGGUUCUUCUCUGCACAUCUGCUACACAGUCCCUGAAGAGUGUGCAUCCCAAGUCUGCUGGCUUAGCUAGAGUGAACCUUGCAGGGAGAGCCCAACAGUAUGCCAGCCAGACAAGGCUAGGGGCUAGGAAGGCAGCAAAGACCAGGUCCUUGAAGGAGAUAGCCCAGGCACCGGCCUCAGGCUCUGCUGAUAUGCUUGGUAGAGGUUUGCUGCUUGGAGCUUCAGCUGCUGGCAUUGGCGCUCUCUGUUAUUAUGGCUUAGGUUUUUCCAGUGAGGUCGGAGCAAUUGAAAGAGCUGCGAUCUGGCCGCAGUAUGUGCGUGAUCGCGUGAGAUCAACGUACAUGUACUUUGGGAUGGGGAUAGCAGCCACCACAGUCUCAGCCCUUGCUAUGGCCAGAAACCCAGCUCUCCUCAUGAGAAUCUCCCCUAAGUCAUGGGUGGGUGCACUAGGAGGCAUGGCAGUUGUAAUGGCAUCAGGGAUGGUAACAAUGUCUGUGCCUUACGCAGAAGGGGUGGGUCUCAAGCAACUAGCCUGGCUGGGUCACAGUGGUCUCUUAGGGGUAGUCCUAGCCCCUAUCUGCUUCAUGGGUGGACCACUGCUCAUCAGGGCUGCCUGCUAUACAGCUGGAGUCGUGGGAGGUUUAUCUUGUGUUGCUAUGUGUGCUCCCAGUGAUAAGUUCCUCUACAUGGGAGGUGCAUUGGCCAUGGGUCUAGGAGCGGUCUUUGCAGCAUCAAUUGGGAGUAUGUUCUUGUCCCCAGCCACAGCCCUUGGUUCAGGGCUCUAUGCUGUCAGCAUGUAUGGUGGUCUUGUGGUCUUCGGUGGCUUCAUGCUCUACGACACACAGAUGAUCAUGAGGAGAGCUGAACUGCAUCCUAUCCAUGCCCAGCGACCUUUUGACCCCAUCAACAGUGCCAUGAGCAUCUACAUGGACACCAUCAACAUCUUCAUCCGCAUCGCUACACUACUCGCCAGUGGAGGUGGAGGCAAAAGGAAGUAAACCUCAUCAGGGAUCUUCAUCAAAACUUGAAAAGACUAUCAAAGACACUGUUCUAGUGAAUCGCUCACAUCUCCAAUAUUAGGUAAAGAAAGCGAUAUCCUGAAGAAAGGCAUUUGCAAAGAAAUGAGGAUAUCAUUGAAACGCAUCACAGUAACGUCUACAUAAUAUUCCAUCGUUUAAUAAUGAGAGCACAUGUUUUUGUUGGUGAAAGACAAUGGCAGAGGAUUUAGGACAUUGCAGUGACUGCUUCACAUCCCCAGUAUAUAUGGCAAUAUAUCUGCGUAAAAAGAUGGUUGCAUAUGUUUGGAGGAUCGGAAAUUUAUUUGCAGCCUCCAGACAUCAAGAUUAAAGCAGAUGGACGAUGUCGUCAUCUCGAACAGAAAAGGCUCAGUUAUUUGAUCUUUAUACACCGCCAAUAUUAGUGUGAAAAACCCUUCACAUGUGUGUUCUCACAGAACCUACCAGAAUGCUGAUUUCUGCAAGGUUUUUUGGUGAUAAUUGAGAGUUUCUGUCAACUUGGCAUAAUAUUAAGGAAGAGAGAUCUGCAGCAUAAUUUGCAUAUCUUGAGUUCAUUAAGGAGAGUUUAUGUAUGGUAUUCAAAUAUAUACUAAUUUGAUAAGUAAAUAUGCAUGUACACAUAAACCAAAGCCCAUACUGAGUAAGCAUCUGUAAAGUAUGAAGCACUUUUAUACAAUGUUAUGAUAGUUGACUGUUUGCUUAGAAAUAUCUUAAGUGAUGAAAUAUGACAUGAAAGUAAUAUAUAUUUAUAAGCAAUAUAAUCAUUUAUUAGCAAAUUGUAAAGUAAAGUUGGUCAGGGUGCAUGAUAAGGAAAUACUUUACAGAGCUGCCAACUAGUUCUCUUGCUGUCUUAGCUCUGUGCAAAAAAUUACUGAAUGAAUUCCUCUCCAAAUGACUGAUUUUGAGCUUUUAAGAUCAGCGAUUUGUGCUCCUGGAGGUGGGCAGCUACAUGUAUGAUGUACACUGUUAUUAACAGAGGCACAUGUAUCCUCAAUAUAUAAAGUUGCUUGUGUGGCCAUUUAAAAUCCAAAAAAUUUGCUGUAAGUAGCGAUUUUCAUGCCUGCACUUUUGACUAUCAGAAGCCUACAGUAAACUAUAGCUUCUAUUCCAAAAUCAUCAAAGAAGUUAUCCACUUUCCUUCCAGAGGAAGCUUAAAAAUUGAGAAUUUUGGUGAGGGCUAUAUUGUGUCAUUAUAUGAUAUGAUCACUUGGGAAAAUGUUACUGAAGAUAAAUGCUUUGAUAAAUAAUACAUGUAUAUUUUAUUUUCAUUAAAUGAAUGUGAGACUUAUUAAUGAAAAAA
Messenger RNA from Strongylocentrotus purpuratus (purple sea urchin), 2589 nucleotides. RefSeq names its product growth hormone-inducible transmembrane protein (gene ghitm). Gene Ontology annotation, cellular component: mitochondrial inner membrane. The transcript is spliced from 8 exons. NCBI's taxonomy places the organism in Eukaryota, Metazoa, Echinodermata, Echinoidea, Camarodonta, Strongylocentrotidae. The coding region runs from base 246 to 1271 and encodes 341 amino acids. The record is from RefSeq and is a predicted model, not a curated record.